CGAGUUGAAACGGUUUCUGAUAGCAUGCGAAAUAGAUUAUUACUAAAUAUCGCUUUAAAUUCGAUGUUAACAAUUAUUUUCAUUCUUCUGCAUGAACAAAUAUAACAAUUGAUCGACAACUCUAAGUAGAUAACAUGACCCAUCGUGUAUCCAUACCCCAUUGCCAAUGUAGUAAGUCAAGGAGAGUGUCGUUACUUUAAAGCGAUGAAUCAGUGACUUUGACGUUUCAAGCAAUAGCAAGUAUUGUAACAAUUAACAUUGUUGUAUCUUGCGUUAUUUCUUAAUUUGACAAAAUGAACAGGAUUUUUGGACGGGCUAAGCCCAAAGAACCGUCUGCAAGUCUUACCGAUUGCAUCGCUGGGGUUGACAGCAGAGCAGAUUCUGCGGAAAAAAAGAUAGCAAAACUUGACGCAGAAUUAAAGAAAUAUAAAGAUCAAAUGGUUAAAAUGAGAGAAGGUCCUGCAAAAAACGCCAUAAAGGCUAAAGCAUUGCGUAUUUUAAAACAACGAAAAAUGUACGAAUCACAAGUAGAUAACUUGCGGCAACAGGCAUUUAACAUGGAACAAGCAAACUAUGCCACUCAAACGCUAAAAGAUACUCAGACAACGGUAAUCACCAUGAAAGAAGGAGUGAAACAGAUGCAGAAAGAAUUUAAAAAUCUCAAUAUAGAUCAAAUCGAGGAUCUUCAAGACGAUUUGGCGGACAUGCUACUACAAGCGGACGAAGUACAAGAAGCAAUGGGUCGUAGUUAUGGUAUGCCAGAUAUAGAUGAAGAUGAAUUAACUGCUGAAUUAGAAGCCUUGGGAGAUGAUUUGGGUAUAGACGAGGAUUCGAGCUAUUUGGAUGAUGCCAUAAAAGCACCUAGCGCUCCUGAUAAGGAACCUGGCACUGCUUCUGUGAGGAAUAAGGAUGGUGUAUUGGUCGAUGAAUUUGGCUUACCGCAAAUACCAGCCAGUUAAAACAAUAUUAAAUAGAUUAUUCGAUGAAAACAAAUUAACAAUAUUUACAAAUAUGCCCAAAGACUUUAGGUCCUUGAAAGACUUUGAAUUGCUUUUUACAAAAUGUAAACACAAGCAGCUUCCAAACUAUUCGAACUGUUGGCAAAAACGUGCAUAAAUUUUAAGUCUUUAAUAACUAACAUGAUUGCGUUAUUGUCAUUGGAUAAAUUAUUUUUAUU
Messenger RNA from Colletes gigas, 1177 nucleotides. It is a transcript of the gene Vps60, whose product is annotated as charged multivesicular body protein 5. NCBI's taxonomy places the organism in Eukaryota, Metazoa, Arthropoda, Insecta, Hymenoptera, Colletidae. Gene Ontology annotation, cellular component: multivesicular body. Bases 294 to 959 code for a protein of 221 amino acids. Gene Ontology annotation, biological process: late endosome to vacuole transport via multivesicular body sorting pathway; vesicle budding from membrane. The record is from RefSeq and is a predicted model, not a curated record. The transcript is spliced from 4 exons.